Messenger RNA from Aspergillus fischeri NRRL 181, 1209 nucleotides. RefSeq lists its product as uncharacterized. NCBI's taxonomy places the organism in Eukaryota, Fungi, Ascomycota, Eurotiomycetes, Eurotiales, Aspergillaceae. The coding region runs from base 1 to 1209 and encodes 402 amino acids. The transcript is spliced from 3 exons. The record is from RefSeq and is a predicted model, not a curated record.
AUGGUAAGACUGUGCCAAAUCUCCCUUUUAAGCCUUCCAUCGCUUACCGAUAGCCGGCUUGCGAUCCAGACUCCCGUUAGAUUCCCGACACUGCGACAUAUGAUAAUUUUGUUGGCAACCGCACUCCAGGGAGAUUUCGGUAGAGAGAGCUACCUUCGGCAUAUCCCAUACACUGAUGUCGUCUCUCUGUUUGACAGCAUCGACAGCUUCACUGAAGUUUUACUUGGCACCGUCGACCCAACAAUUAGGAACCUGGAAGGGCGAAUAAUCACAAGGAGUUUGUACGUUCAGUCGAAUGGCUUGAUACUCGACGAAGUACGACAAGCGCAGGCAAAGCAUGAGACUCAAUGGCCGCUGAACAGUGGAUACCUGGACUACGUCUCGGACGACCGCGACCCGGACUACUGGCGCCCAUAUGUAGGGCAAUCCAGUAACACCGAACAGCGCAUCGCCCAGCAUGUCAGGGCAAUCAGGACCGGCGACACGGACACCCUUCAUUAUUUCGUUAUUCGCAGGGGAGAUGGGCACCGCACAGCGAACUUUAUUAGGCUAUGGACACUUGCCCUGCCAGAAAACGUCGAUCCUGUCAUCAAUAACGCUCUCAACAACAUAUUGGAGAUGAUAAUGGCUCCGAUCAGGGCAGAAAUCAAGCCCCAUGGUCAAAAACACCCUCAACGAUGGGCUUACCAUGUGACUAGUGAUGAUCCGGCAUCGAGGCUGGCGUUCCGACUAACUGUCAUGGGUCCAGAAAACCAGGAAUUCGGCUUCUAUGCCUCUGGUCGCGGAACAAAGCUCGUUAAGAAAGCAAACGGGUUCAUAGACUGGAUGUCUGGAGUCACAGACGAGGAGAUAGCGACGAGGCCCCGCCGAUAUCUCAAUAUUCAGAUGAGCCACGAAAAAGUCCAUGAAGCCCUAAGACCAUUUGUUGGAGGUGCAUACACUGAUGACAAUGGCAACAUCAUGCGACAGGCCGAUAAAAAGUUGCUGGGCGAUGGUAAAACGGUCAAAAAGACAGCAACUAGCUGGAACGACACCUCUGGGAUUCGAACCCAGGCGGGCGAACCCACAGGCUUAGCAGGCCUGCGCCUUAACCACUCGGCCAAAGUGUCAAUGGGUAAGGAAAUGCGGGUUUCUUCAAAUCUACAACCAGAUCUAGCAACAGCUGCUCAACAGCGCAGGAAAAUAAUGUGUUGGGAAGAGUUCGAGUAG